Molecule: messenger RNA, 792 nt
Organism: Closterium sp. NIES-65
Lineage: Eukaryota; Viridiplantae; Streptophyta; Zygnematophyceae; Desmidiales; Closteriaceae
Source: the annotation of a GenBank genome assembly
AUGCGCGGGCGCCGUAACGCCGACCGUGUGGCUUCUUCGCGCAGUCCCGAGGCUACCACGUACGACGAGGACGAGGACGAUGCAGACUACAACGAGGAGGCAUACGACACGGACAACGACGCAGACUCCGGAGAAGAGCUUGACAAGGGCAUGUCCGACUCCGACGCGGAGAGCGACGACGACGACGCACCGGAAGAAUCUCAGCCCGCAACUCCGCCUGUUAGCCGCGGUCAUGGUAAGGCGGCACCGGGGGACAAGAGCGCCAUAGUUGGCGGGGAGCCACCUCGACGCGCGCCAAAGACCCGGGAGCCCAUGCCGGUGAAGCGCAGUACCGAGAAUACCGGAUGGGUCCGCGGCGUCAACUCCGUGCAGAAACAGUGGCGCAACCUCGUCCAAAUGUACGAGCAGCUGCAGAAGGCGGACAAGGCGUUCGGCAACGGGGUGGUGUGUAAGCCGCCAUGGUGGCCGUACAUGGUGUUAUUUCAGAAUAACCGUGCAGUCGCGGCGCCGCACGCCGUCGCCGCUGGUGGUGCCACACACGUGAAUGCACCGUGCGGUUUCGCGGUGCCGUCGACGUCCGCGCCAUGCACCUCAACGCCCACGUUCACGGCAAACUCAUUCGGGCCUACUGUAACAUGUGAACGUGCAGCCCCCCCUCCGGUGACGCCUCCCUCCAAGCGCCCGCGAGUAGCGGAGACGGCUACCAUGGCCGCGGCAAAACUUGUCUCCGACACCAUCAAGGAUUGCCACGCGGAUGCGAUGGCAAAGCUGGAGGGGCUCGUCCGCGCCUAG